AUGCAAAUCUUUGUUAAAACCCUCACGGGUAAAACCAUCACUCUCGAGGUCGAGUCCUCCGACACCAUCGACAAUGUCAAAUCUAAAAUCCAAGACAAAGAAGGUAUUCCCCCAGACCAACAACGAUUGAUCUUUGCCGGUAAACAAUUGGAAGAUGGACGAACUCUCUCAGAUUACAACAUCCAAAAAGAGUCCACCCUCCAUCUCGUCCUUCGUCUUAGAGGUGGUAUCAUUGAGCCUUCGCUCAAGGUACUUGCCAACAAGUACAACUGUGACAAACAAAUCUGCCGAAAGUGUUACGCUCGUCUCCCUCCCAGAGCUACCAACUGCCGAAAGAGAAAGUGUGGACACUCUUCUCAAAUCAGACCCAAGAAGAAGAUCAAGAACUAG
Kwoniella shivajii is the source of this 390-nucleotide messenger RNA. Its product is annotated as ubiquitin-60S ribosomal protein L40. The record is from RefSeq and is a predicted model, not a curated record. NCBI's taxonomy places the organism in Eukaryota, Fungi, Basidiomycota, Tremellomycetes, Tremellales, Cryptococcaceae. Gene Ontology annotation, molecular function: structural constituent of ribosome; protein tag activity; ubiquitin protein ligase binding. Bases 1 to 390 code for a protein of 129 amino acids. The transcript is spliced from 5 exons. Gene Ontology annotation, cellular component: cytoplasm; nucleus; ribosome. Gene Ontology annotation, biological process: protein ubiquitination; modification-dependent protein catabolic process; translation.